Molecule: messenger RNA, 1227 nt
Organism: Oikopleura dioica
Lineage: Eukaryota; Metazoa; Chordata; Appendicularia; Copelata; Oikopleuridae
Source: the annotation of a GenBank genome assembly
AUGAAAAAUGUUCUUGGUGUUAUUGAUAUUUUAACUAUUAUCCUCAAUGUUCUUCAUAUUUUCAUCGGCGCUAGAAUUUUUUUCGCCUUUGGAUCGAUGAUGGAAAAAGAAACAUGCGUUGAUGGUAUCCGUGGAAACAAUGCUCAACUGCUGGACGCAAGCGAGUUUACUGAAAUCGGGCAGAAUACGAUGAUCACCGGAGGAAUCAUGCUCGUUUUUGGGAUCUUUGGUAUGAUUGUUACGGAGAUGGAGACAGGAGUAUUGAUGUUGGUGAUGACUACCGUGCGGAUUUGCUUCUUUAUGUAUUCAAUCUUGACGUCUGUGAGAAAUUUCAUCGAACCUGAGAAGGUCUGGUUGAGUUCAAUGACUCUCGGCUCCAAAUUUACGUAUGAAUUCGAGCAGGACAACCGCUGCUGCGGGUGGAAUAAUGUCUUCGACUACUGCGACCGGGACAAGAUUUUGCAAAUAAUCUACGACGUCAGAACUGGGAGAAAGGAUUUGGUCACGAAGCACACUCGACAAAGCUCGUUUUUUGAAGAAUAUGCCGAUUCAAAAAUAUACAACUACGAAAGCUUUGAAAGUGAGAUUUUCUACAGCUCCGAAAUCGCGAGUAUUUCAAAGCUGGAGGAAAUCAAUGAUGGUGAGGAUCCUUGCGAGCCGGAUUCUUUAAAUGAAUACUGUGUCUGUGACGAAAUGGAGAAGAAUGACUGGACAUUGAAUAUUCUUGAUGAACCCUGUAGAACCGACUGCGAGGGAAAUAUCUUGUAUGCACGAGAAUCUUGUCCUGGGCAUCAUUCUAGAGACACGAAGGAAAAGCCCAUUUGUCUGCUCAACGGCUGUGGGGACAUUCUUCUAGCGCAGUGGAAUUUCAAGCUUUGGCUUAUCCGAAUUCUAUUUUUCUCCUUUAUCGCUUCGAUGAUCGUCUAUGCUUAUUUCAAAUACCAACUCGCCUUUUACUACAUCGACGAAAUCAACAAGCGAUGGGUCAGAUUCGUUUCCGUCGCCCCCGAACCUCCCUUGUUAAAAGAAAAUGAAGCUUGUGUCGUUGUUGAUGGUCUUUUUGACCCAAGAAGAGUGUCACCGAAAGACAAUUUGAAAGAAAAACUGCUUUUUCAUUUCAAUUCGGAAUUGAGAAAGCUCAAAAAGAAUGAAAAAUUCGAAUAUGAUUGCGAUUCAAACUCGUCGGAUUCUGAUGAAUCUUCAGAUUCGCCAGAAACAGCUCUGUAA